This is a messenger RNA of Symbiodinium necroappetens, 1007 nucleotides long. NCBI's taxonomy places the organism in Eukaryota, Dinophyceae, Suessiales, Symbiodiniaceae. The record is from the annotation of a GenBank genome assembly.
AUGCGGUCGUAUUUGGGCACCUUUCUGCUGCUGUCGGUGGCCAUCUUCGGCGCAGCCAUGUUCAAGAUCCGGCCCUUGGCUGGCCAGACGGACAGGAGGCCAGCAAUGAGACGCUUCUUCCGGAUACUCACCGAGACCAGCGCCAUGACAAUGGGCUGCUGGGCUACGGAGAUCAGAUCCGAGCGAGGCCUCAAGGCGUUCGAUGCCAUGGCUUGUCAGGGUGAAAUCGUUUACCUGCACGGUUGGAGUGGCCAUCCAUCCUGUGACAAGCUGACAGAAAGCCUUCCGGACGGAAUCGUCCUUACUCUGCUUACGUAUCAUCCAGGUGGCAAUAUUCAAGAGACCAAGAUCAAGUCAUUCCUGGAGGAGCUGCGGAGCCGAGCGCUAAACAAUGCCCCUUUCCUUGCACUCGUGGGUUACUCGUUUGGCGGCCUCUUGGCCGCCCUGUACCAAGAGAAGUUUCCACAUCUUGUGAACCCGAGUCGUGACACGGAUGCGGGCGGUUCGGCGUUGUGGCGGGUGGAGGAGUGGACCGGCGACGACAAGCACAAACAGCCCGUCGUAAGGGGGGAUGCAGUCGUCCUUCCAUACUACGCCAAUGUGAUAGAUGGCGAGAUAGGCUUUGAGACUGCCUACGCUCUGCAGCGAGUUAGUGGGUUGGGCACCCAACCGGACGAAGGGGUGAACGGGGACUGGGGGAAAGACAGCAUCAAGGCGUUGCAGCGAUUUCUCGCGCAAGCGCGCCUGCAAUGCCAGCUCCGGAAUCGCCCGAAGCUUCGCCUCGUCUCGCCGAGCUACGAGUGCCAAAAAGAUCCAGGUGGUUCUAUACUGUUCUGGGUGUUUUGGAUGUUUUCUGACAGCCAUUGCUGCCGGAGGCAGGGGAGCUAUGAGAAUCCGGUUCGUGGCGUGCGUGCGCAGAUGCUCAGGUACAAUGGGCUUGGUGGUAUUCUCUGCAAGGUCUGCACAUGGUCAGUCCUUCCUGUGCUCAUAGUGCUCCAACUACUGAG